AUGGAGGCGACUCAACUACAGUUGUUAGCGGCGGAAGCCUUGGGCCGGAGCCGCAAGUUUCUACUACCGCUACUGCUACUCCUACUGCCUACAGGAGUUUUGCAAGGCUUGGAGUCUGAGGAGAAGCCCCGGACCCAACUAGAAAAGUGCCACUUCUUUGCUGGCGGACAAGUGUACCCUGGGGAGCCCUCUCGAGUAUCGGUCGCAGACCACUCCCUGCACCUCAGCAAAGCCAAGAUUUCCAAGCCAGCACCUUACUGGGAAGGCACAGCUGUGAUAAAUGGAGAAUUUAAGGAGCUCAAGUUAACUGAUUAUCGUGGGAAAUACCUGGUCUUUUUCUUUUACCCACUUGAUUUCACAUUUGUGUGUCCAACUGAAAUUAUCGCUUUUGGUGAUAGAAUUGAAGAAUUCAGAUCUAUAAAUACUGAAGUGGUAGCCUGCUCUGUUGACUCACAGUUUACCCAUUUGGCCUGGAUUAAUACCCCUCGAAGACAAGGAGGACUUGGGUCAAUCAAGAUUCCACUUCUUUCAGAUUUGACCCAUCAGAUCUCAAAGGACUAUGGUGUCUAUCUGGAGGACUCAGGCCAUGCUCUUAGAGGUCUCUUUAUUAUUGAUGACAAGGGAAUCCUCAGACAGAUUACUCUGAAUGACCUUCCUGUGGGUAGAUCAGUGGAUGAAACACUCCGUUUGGUUCAAGCAUUCCAGUACACCGACAAACAUGGUGAAGUCUGCCCUGCUGGCUGGAAACCUGGUAGUGAAACAAUAAUCCCAGAUCCAGCUGGAAAACUGAAGUAUUUCGACAAACUGAAUUGAAAAAAUACUUCAUCAGGGAACAGUGUUUGAACGUUACCAAUAAAGUUCAAUGUUUUGUUGCCA
Messenger RNA from Elephantulus edwardii (Cape elephant shrew), 876 nucleotides. It is a transcript of the gene PRDX4, whose product is annotated as peroxiredoxin 4. Lineage: Eukaryota; Metazoa; Chordata; Mammalia; Macroscelidea; Macroscelididae. The transcript is spliced from 7 exons. Gene Ontology annotation, molecular function: thioredoxin peroxidase activity. The record is from RefSeq and is a predicted model, not a curated record. Bases 1 to 813 code for a protein of 270 amino acids. Gene Ontology annotation, biological process: response to oxidative stress; hydrogen peroxide catabolic process; cell redox homeostasis. Gene Ontology annotation, cellular component: cytosol; endoplasmic reticulum.